AUGCCAGCGCGCAAAUCGGGGCCAUCCAAGGCCACUCCGACCUCCGUCAACCAACGCAAGCGCCAAUUGUCCGAGACUCCGACCACAGCGACUCCAGGAAGCCGGAGUUCGAAGAGGCUGAAGGAGUCGGCUGUUACGCCGAAGGGCGCCAAGACAACACCGACAAAAAGCAAGUAUUUCGAGGAGCCUGACAGCGACGAACCCGACCAGACUGAGAAUUCUGGAUACGAGGACGAGGAUGCUUCAGUGACGGAAGAGCCGUCAAGCAGUGAACUCGAGAGCGAGGAUGACUAUGACUCCGGAGACGCGCCGAACAAACGGCGUGGUGCCAGAAAGCAGGCCAGAGGCAAUGGGCCUGCCAGGCCUGGGACUGUCUCGACAACGACGCUCGCGAAGGGGAAAGAACUCUGGAGACCCGGUGUCAAAACAGGCCUGGGCCCUGGAAAGGAGGUUUUUAUUGAGAAGCCGAAGCCUCGGGGCGAUGGAGGGGUGAAAUACGUCCCGGAAAAGAUUCACCCAAAUACUAUGGCCUUCUUGAAAGACCUCAAGAACAACAACGACAGGGAAUGGCUGAAAAUGCACGAUCCCGAUUACCGGCAAUCAUGGAAAGACUGGGAAAGUUUUGUGGAAACAUUGACAGAAAAGAUCUCUGAGAUCGACGAGACCAUUCCUGAACUGCCGCCCAAAGACCUGGUCUUCAGGAUUUAUCGCGAUAUCCGGUUUUCAUCUGACCCUACUCCUUACAAGCCUCACUUCUCGGCUGCAUGGUCUCGGACGGGGCGAAAAGGACCCUACGCAUGUUACUAUGUCCAUAUCCAGCCUGGAGGGAAGAGUUACGUUGGCGCUGGACUCUGGAUGCCCGAAGCGCAACCACUAGCGCUCGUUAGAGCUGAUAUUGACAGAAAGCCGAAGAAGUUGAGGCGAAUUCUGACAGAUCCCCGGAUGCGGAAUCAUAUAUUGGGCGGGAUACCGAACGAUGAGAAGAAGGUGAUCAAGGCUUUCGCCGCCCAGAACUCGAGUAAUGCCCUGAAAACGAAGCCCAAGGUACGUGCACAUCUCUUCGCGAAGCCAGCUGGCGUGCUCCGUCACCCACCCGAAGGCGCGUUAGCCUCCUCUGCCCGAUGA
Molecule: messenger RNA, 1125 nt
Organism: Capronia epimyces CBS 606.96
Lineage: Eukaryota; Fungi; Ascomycota; Eurotiomycetes; Chaetothyriales; Herpotrichiellaceae
Exons: 6
Coding region: 1-1125 (374 amino acids)
Source: RefSeq, a predicted model, not a curated record